This is a messenger RNA of Fraxinus pennsylvanica, 1986 nucleotides long. Lineage: Eukaryota; Viridiplantae; Streptophyta; Magnoliopsida; Lamiales; Oleaceae. The record is from the annotation of a GenBank genome assembly.
AUGGCUACUGUAAAUCCAUUUGAUCUUUUGGGUGAUGAUGACACUGGGGACGUGAGUCAAUUAAUUGCUGCUCAGCAGCAGAAGUCUCCGGUUUCGGCUCCCGCUUCAGCCGCAACGAAGAAGGCUCCUGCUCAGGCCCAGCCGGCUAAGCCCGCCGCUAAGCUUCCCUCCAAGCCUCUCCCUCCAGCUCAGGCUGUGAGGGAGGCCAGUAAUGGAGGUUCACGUGGAGGAGGUCGUGGUGCUGGGCGUGGUGGUGGUCGUGGACGUGGAUUUAUUCGUGAAUCUACUGAUGAAAAUACAUUUGGAAACAACGAUGGAUAUUCUGGCAGGCAAAGAGUUUCUGAAGAAGGUGAUGAUGGCAAGCUCUCUGAAAGACGUUCAUAUGGUGGACCACGUGGAGGUGGGGGUUUCCGUGGAGGUCGCCGUGGUGGUUUCAGCAAUGGUGACACUGUGGAAGGUGAACGCCCUCGGAGGGCAUUUGAGCGACGCAGUGGGACUGGACGUGGGAAUGAAUUUAAACGUGAGGGUGCUGGUCGAGGAAAUUGGGGAACACCCACAGAUGAGAUUGCGCCGGAAACUGAAGAACCUGUUAAUGAAGGAGAGAAGAAUGUUGAUGCUGAGAAGCAAUUGGGACAAGAAGAUGUUGGAGAUGCCAACAAGGAUACUUCUGCGCCUGAACAACAAGAAAAGGAGGAGCCUGAGGAAAAGGAGAUGACGCUGGAGGAGUAUGAAAAAUUACUAGAAGAGAAGAGAAAGGCUUUGCUGGCAAAUAAAUCUGAGGAAAGGAAGGUUGGCUUGGACAAAGAGUUUGAAUCCAUGCAACUUCUGUCCAAUAAGAAGAAUGAUGAUGAAGUCUUUAUAAAAUUGGGUUCUGACAAGGAUAAACGUAAAGAGGCAGCUGAGAAGGCCAAAAAGUCUGUGAGCAUAAAUGAGUUUUUGAAGCCAGCUGAAGGGGAGUACUACCGACCUGGUGGUCGUGGCAGGGGACGAGGUCGUGGCGGAGGUGGAUAUUCUGGAAACAGUAUGAACAAUGCGCAAGCCCCAUCUAUUGAAGAUGCUGGGCAUUUCCCUUCCUUAGCUGGGAAAUUGAAAAGGAACCAAAUUCCCUUUUUCUUUUUGAGAACUUCCCAACCAUUCAAACACCAAAGCUUUUACUCCUCCAUUUCCACAUCCCAAGACCCUGAUGCUAAUUCAAACCCACAAAAACUUGUAACCAAUUCUUCACCACAUGCGUCAGCACAAAGAUUUGGAAACAGACCUUAUAAUCUGAAUGAGUUUAACUGCAUAGUGUUGUCCAACAAGAAAAUAGCUUCCUACAUUCGAUGUGGAGACUUGGGUUCAGCCAUUAGUGUGUUCGAAAACAUGAAAAUGAGGACUACAGUUACAUGGAAUUCAAUUCUUGCCGGAAUUUCAAAGCAGCCGGGAAAUAUUAAACAGGCCCAGGAGCUGUUUGAUAGAAUUCCUGAACCAGAUACCGUAUCUUACAAUAUUAUGUUGGCUUGUUAUUUGAAUAAUUUAGAUGUUCGAGCAGCUAAGGAUUUCUUUGAUAAAAUUCCGGUUAAAGAUGCUGCGUCGUUAAAUACUAUGAUUUCAGGAUUCUCACAAAACAGGAUGAUGAGUGAGGCAAAUGAAUUGUUCUAUGUAAUGCCAGAGAGAAAUGCUGUGACAUGGAAUGCUAUGAUAUCAGGUUAUGUUGAAGCUGGAGAUUUGCAAUCGGCUUUGAGGUUAUUUAGAAAGGCCCCGGUGAAGAGCGUGAUAGCGUGGACGGUGAUUAUAACUGGAUAUAUGAGGUCUGGGAAGGUUGAAUUGGCAGAAAAGACUUUCCAAGAAAUGCCGGAAAAGAACUUGGUUACAUGGAAUGCAAUGAUUGCAGUGCUCUUGUGGCGAUUACUGGUGAACCUGAAAACGGUGGCUGUGAUCCAUCCGGUGCAACAUACCACAAGUGCAAUUGCACCUGACUAUGCAGUUUGCCCCCCGACAUUGUGA